AUGUCCGAUCAUACUACGAUAGAUCCAUACAAGGUCCUGGGGAUCAGUAAGGAUGCAACCAUUGGCGAAAUCAAAAGCGCCCAUAGAAAACUGGUGUUGAGGUGUCACCCAGACAAAAUCAAAGAUGAAGAACAGCGGAAAGAGGCCGUGCCCGAGUUCCAGAGAGUGCAGUCGGCUUAUGAGCUACUGUCGGAUGAGAAAAAACGAGCUGAUUAUGACCUUAAAGUUGAGCUGAAGAAGAAACCAAGAUACCAUAGUGAGGACGCAGGCUCGUCUUCAUACUAUCGACCUUCAACAUUCACAAAGUCUUACGAAUCGCGGAAUGGAGUUAUCUAUGAGGAGCGUGUCCCUAGAAGCAGUCGCUUCUUUGAUGAAGAUAUUCCUCUUCAUGAGGAGCCUCGACCCACUUCCAGGAAGAAUAACGGGUACGAGAAGAAGCAUAGUACAGAGGGAAAGGAAAAGAAGAAGUCCAGACAUGUCGACCCUCCAGUGUCGGUCCGUUCAAGUAAGGAGCGUGUACGCGAAGCCCGUGAGUCUGUGAAAUCGAGUCGCUCGGACCGCGAAAAACAUAGAGACAAAGAGCGGAGAAAGGACCGUGAGCGAUCAGAUAAAUACCCGAAGGCCUUCGUGGUGAGCGAGCCCGACGGUGAAAGUGAUUUAGAUUCGGAUCAUCACUAUUACACCCCAAGAACACCGGAACCUGAAUAUGAAGACCCUCGAACACGAGUCAAGCCAAGUUCGAGUGAAUCUAAACCAAAGCAGACUAAGGUCGAGGAAUACUCCGAUGAAUGGUCUUCGUCGAAACUAGAUGAUGCCAAAAAAUACACCGUCGUUGAUGAAAGCGAGGACUAUGUAUCUCACCGAGCCGUCCGUAUCGACCCAAGCGCUGGUUUCUACACUCGAAACAAGAGCGUUUCCCCUACCCGCGUUCCACAGAUGCCGAGAUCCAGAACCUUCAACUACCCGAUCGACCCUGUGUCCAUGCCCAUUCGUCACGACUCGUCUAGGUCCAUACCUACAUUGCGCACCACUCCGCCCACGCCAAGCGGACUGGGCCGGGAGGGGCUGUUCGGCGAAGUCUUCCCUGGCGAAUACGACCAUCCCAAGAUAGUCAUCCCCGAGGGCAACAUUCGAUAUUCCCCUAGAAUCCGUGAAGAGGAUAUCAGCUACAGUUAUAGUCCGAGGAAGGGACCUGUGGACCCUAAUGAGAAUCGAGAAACAUAUCCGCGACCCUAUGGCUCGCGAAAGGAGUCAGUUACGUGCUGA
Molecule: messenger RNA, 1266 nt
Organism: Histoplasma mississippiense
Lineage: Eukaryota; Fungi; Ascomycota; Eurotiomycetes; Onygenales; Ajellomycetaceae
Exons: 2
Coding region: 1-1266 (421 amino acids)
Source: RefSeq, a predicted model, not a curated record